AUGGACGUUCUGGGGAAGACAUUUCAAGCAGGACCAUCAGCGGACGGAACCUACUGCCAGCCCUGUGAACAAGAUAACGAACUCCUCCCUGCUGAGGCCUUCUGUACGGUUAGUAAGGAGUUCUUCUGCUCCGAAUGCGCAAGUCUCCAUAGAAAACAGAAGAUGUCUAGAUAUCAUACCCUUCGUAACAAGUCUGACAUGCCGACAUCUAUCAGUGUAAUAGAAGAUGAAUAUGAAUGUACAGAGCUUUGUGAGAUCCAUCCCAAAGAGAACAUCAAAUAUUUUUGCCCAACCCACCACACCCUGAAUUGUGGACAUUGUGUAGUGCAUAAUCAUCGAACGUGUCAUGUUGAUGUCAUAUCAGAUGUAUCUAAGGCCUUCAAAGAUGGCCAAGAGUAUGGGGAUGUCAUGAAAGCAAUUGCCAGGUUAUUUGAAAACAUUGAUUCCUGCGCGUCUGAUGUGGAGAACAACGUUGAAGCUGUAGCAAAACUUGGUGAAAAUGAGAUUUUCAAGCUGGGAAGAUAUCGAGAGGAAGUUAACAAGUAUUUUGAAGAAAGACAACAAGCACUAUUGUACCUUUUAGAGGAGAUAAAAAGAAUGGAUGAUGAACUACUUGGGUCUCUGAAACCCAAAUAUACAAACCUUAAGUCCAAGCUGGAAGAAAUAAAUGUCAAACUUGAAGGACAAAAAAACAACAUGAUACAGUUGUUUAUAGAGACAAAAAGAGCCAAGAAGCUAUUAGAGGUUCUGCAGAAUGACCUUGCUGACAUUAACAAGGAGCAUGUUGUUCACUACUACGAGUUCAGGAAGGAUCCAGCUACAGACCGUCUGAUUGCAUCUGACACUGGCCUUGGGACUUUAAAAACAUUACGACUGAGCCGCACAAGAUCGCAUCCGCAUCCAAUCUCGUUCCUUACUUAUGAAGUUGUUUACUUAACCUUUAACCAGAUUGCAAUAACGUUUAAUGAAGUAUUUUAUAAGUUGACGAUAUAUCGACAAAUAAAUAUAAAAUAG
Messenger RNA from Mya arenaria, 1014 nucleotides. RefSeq names its product tripartite motif-containing protein 45-like. The record is from RefSeq and is a predicted model, not a curated record. The transcript has a single exon. NCBI's taxonomy places the organism in Eukaryota, Metazoa, Mollusca, Bivalvia, Myida, Myidae. Bases 1 to 1014 code for a protein of 337 amino acids.